Messenger RNA from Trichophyton rubrum CBS 118892, 195 nucleotides. RefSeq lists its product as uncharacterized. The transcript has a single exon. Gene Ontology annotation, biological process: peptidyl-glutamine methylation; rRNA (guanine-N7)-methylation; tRNA methylation. Gene Ontology annotation, molecular function: protein heterodimerization activity. The record is from RefSeq and is a predicted model, not a curated record. Lineage: Eukaryota; Fungi; Ascomycota; Eurotiomycetes; Onygenales; Arthrodermataceae. The coding region runs from base 1 to 195 and encodes 64 amino acids.
AUGAAAAUUCUUACCUCAAACUUUGUCACCUGCGCCGUCAAGGCAUGCAAAUCCUCCUCCGCAUCAUACCCACUACACUUCCGCAACGCAGAGCUCGAAGAAGAAGAACUCGACUUCCAGCCUGACUUUAUCCGAAAUAUCUUACCCCGGAUAGAUUGGGCUGCUCUCAAAAUAAGUGCUAGUGAAGUGAGUUAG